CGCCGCCCCGUUCUGACUUGUAUCAUCACUGAUUGGGUUUGCCUUUCCUUGAACUUCAUUCCCGUGUAUUCUCGUGUCUGGCUCCUUUCAUUCCACAUGACAUCAUUGAGAUUCACAUGUGUGUAUCGAGGAGCUCGUUUUUCUCACAGUUCGGAACGACAUAUCCACUAAGCGCUUACUGCCGGUCUAAGAACUUGGCAUGCAUGGAUUCACGUAAACCUCCCAACCCUAGGAGGUUUGAAGGCCAAGAACCGGGGAAACGGAGAGCCUAAGGACCUUGACUGGGGUCACGCGAUCAAGCAAUAGCCAAGCCAGGGUUCAAAUGCAGGCAGUCUGGUUCCGGAGCCAAGGUUCUUAACACUCUGCUGAUGGCCCCCACAGUGCUGUGUCUGUGCCUAGCCUUGCGUGCGCGAAGUGAGCUAGUGUGCACUUGGAGGAUUGGGUGCCUGGAUGUGGCCGGAGGGAGCGGGAGGAAGGAGUGGAGUGGGGAUGGCUGCAGGUUUCUGGCUUGAGUAACUGGGUGGGUGGCAGUGCCGUUACUAAGAUAGGGAACACAGGAAGAGGAACAGAUGGCAUGGGGGGUGGGGAACAGAGACAAGGGGUUCGAUUUGGGGCCUAUGGAAUUCUAUGUUUCUAAGGGACAGCCAGGCACAGAUAAAAAGCGGGCAUUUGGUUUUGGCGGGGGUGGGCCUGGGGCUUGGGCAUGGGAUUAGGCAUUCGGCACCCUGUGGACAGCAUCUGGGGUUUGGCAAAGGAUGGGGUCUCCCAGCGGGGCCGGUAGGGGCAGGCUGUGUGGGUAUGCUCUGUCUGUGUGUGUUUCUGUGUGUGUCUGUGGGCUGCACGUGUAUGCAUGUGUGUGCCUGGCUCCGGGUCAUGAGUUUCCCCAUCUCCUGGGAGAGCCUGCAGGUCAGCUGGGAGCUGCGUUGUUUUUGUUUGUGGUUUUGCAGGGGGUGGGGUGGGGGGGGCGCCCGGCCUGAGAAACUCCCCGCUGAGAAGCCCCCGGAAGCACCUGUGCGUUCUCUUCCCCUGGCCCAGUGUGAACGAAAGGUUAGCAAGGAGGGGGGUUUCUCUUGCUUGUCUCAUGCCUGCGGGGAGAGGCUGUCCCCGGGACGAAUUUUACCCGGUGAGUCCGCCGACCGCGGACCCCCUAGGUCUGGGAUCCAGACACUUUGUGGUAGGCUCGCCAAAAGGGGACAGGGGCCUUUCGAAAGGACACCUGAGUAGGGGAGAUCGGCAGCCUUCUGGUUGGUUUUUCCUGUUCUCAUUUCCUGUGAUGGCAGUGGGGGAGGGGCUCCCCAGCACUGGGGCCUCUGCAUCGUUUCCCCUUCCUCCUGGUGACCUCCUGGGGCCCAGGCCUGAGCACUGUAGGACACAGACAAGGUACAAGGUAGCCCAGCCCUCAGGACUGAGUCCUUUGGGGACUGCCAAGGGCGGCCGAGGCAUUUAGGGGAAGGAGCCCCAAGUCCAGUCCCCUUACCCGAGGCCAGCCAGGCUGUGGGAGGCUCUGUGGUUGAGACCCUCCAAAGGGGAAGACACAGUAAGCUCUGUGUCCUGACGUGGCCCACGUCACCAAGCUACAAACAGGAGAGAGUGGAACAUCUUGACCGGCCGUCGGUGCCCAAAGCCCAGAGUACCCCCAGCGCCACCAUGACUGGGCCGCUAAAGAGGAAGUUUGACCAGCUGGAUGAGGACUCCUCCUCGCUCUGCUCCUCUUCCUCCUCCUUGUCCUCGGGCCGCCGUUCUGGCUCCUGCUCCCCGAGCUCUUCCGUCUCCCUGGCCUGGGACUCAGAUGAGGAGGGCCCCUGGGAUCAGAUACCCCUGCCUGACCGUGACUUCUGUGGCCCCCGGAGUUUCACCCCCCUGUCCAUCCUGAAGAGGGCGCCCCGGAAGCGCCCAGGCCGCGUCGCCUUCGAUGGCAUCACCGUCUUCUACUUUCCUCGGUGUCAGGGCUUCACCAGCGUGCCCAGCCGCGGUGGCUGCACUCUGGGCAUGGCCCCCCGCCACAGCGCCUGCCGCCGCUUCUCCUUGGCCGAGUUUGCACAGGAGCAAGCCCGGGCUCGGCGGGAGAAACUGCGCCUGCGCUUGAAGGAGGAGAAGCUGGAAGCCCUGCGGUGGAAGCUCACGGAGGCUGGCGUACCCGAGACGGAGGCCGGCCUGCCACUCACAGUGGACGCGAUCGAUGACGCCUCCGUGGAGGAGGACUUGGCCGUGGCCGUGGCCGGCGGCCGGUUGGAGGAAAUGACCUUCCUACAGCCCUAUCCGGCCCGGCGCCGGCGGGCUCUGCUGCGGGCUGCGGGAGUGCGGAGGAUCGACCGCGAGGAGAAGCGGGAGCUGCAGGCCGUGCGCCAGUCCCGCGAGGACUGUGGCUGUCGCUGUGACCGGGUCUGUGACCCCGAGACCUGCAGCUGCAGCCUGGCGGGCAUCAAGUGCCAGAUGGACCACACCGCGUUCCCCUGCGGCUGCUGCCGGGAGGGCUGUGCGAACCCCAAGGGCCGCGUGGAAUUUAAUCAGGCGCGGGUGCAGACCCAUUUCAUCCACACGCUCACCCGCCUGCAGCUGGAGCAGGGGGCUGAGAGCCUGGGGGAGCUGGAGGCUCCCGCUCAGGGCGGCCCGGCCAGCCCCGGUGAGCAGGCGCUGGCUCCCACUUUCCCGCCGGCCAAGCCCCCCGCGAGCAGCGAGCUGGGAGACGACAGCUGUAGCAGUGACAUGACCGACUCCUCCACAGCUUCAGGCACGAGCGAGGCCCCCAGCGGCCCCACCCGCCCAGCCCUGCCCGGCCCCGGCUUCCAGCCUGACAUGGAUGAUGACAGCCUGGCCCGGGUCCUGAGUUUCAGUGACUCGGACCUGGGAGGAGAGGAGGAGGAGGAGGAGGAAGGGGGAGUGGGGACCCUCGACAACCUCAGCUGCUUCCACCCAGCUGACAUCUUUGGGACUGGUGACCCCGGUGGCCCAGCCAGCUGGACCCACAGCUAUUCCAGCUCCGGCCUCACGUCAGGCAUCCUGGAUGAAAAUGCCAACCUGGAUGCCAGCUUCUUCCUAAACGGUGGCCUUGAAGGGUUGGGAGAAGGCAGCCUCCCGGGCACCUCGGUGCCGCCCGGCUCGGACGCUGGCCAGAGCAACUCCGUGGACCUCAGCUUGUCUUCCUGCGACUCCUUCGAGCUGCUCCAGGCCCUGCCAGACUACAGUCUGGGGCCUCACUACACCUCCCGGAAGGUGUCCGACAGCCUGGACAACCUCGAGGCACCCUACUUCCCCUUGCCUGCCUUCUCUCCGCCUGGGGACGCGGGCUCUUGCUUCCUGGAGUCCGUCAUGGGCUUGCCUGACUCAGCCGCCGAGGCCCUGGCUCCCUUCAUAGACAGCCAGUUGCUUGAGGACACCGCCCCGGCGUCUCUGGUGGAGCCUGUGCCCGUGUAAGGCCCCGGGGCACCUUGUCACGGCCCCAAGAGCCCUGUUGCUGCUUUGUUGUAAUUUGGGGGCUCCCUGAGGCCUGUAGGUAAGGGUCUCCCAUUGGCUGGCUCGCCCGUGCGGGCACUCCUGAUUUUUGUGCAACACUCUGGAUUGAUUUAUUUAUUUUUGUAAGUUUCUGUGCCGAAGAGAGGGCGGGGAGGGGGCCUUCCCUUCCCGCCACCCUGCUCCCCCGCCCCCCAGGCCCACACAGUCUCUCCUUCCACUUCCACGGUGUGCGUGCCAGGGACAGGAGGACGUAAGCCUUCCCUGGAGCUUCGCAGACCCCUUUUCGGUCUCAGAUGAUGUUCCUUAGCCCAAAGACAGCAAGACAGGGCAGCAAUCAGCCACUUCUUACGGCUUCUCCUGCCAUCCUGAGCCCCAGACCCAUGGGUGGCGGCGUUCUCUGGACUCUAAAGACUAUAAUUUAUUUCCAUAAUUUAUUUGGAGACUAGGAGGUGUCGGCCUCUCCCCACCGGCUGGCGGGCAAUGCUGGGGUUGGGGUGGGACACAGACCCCCGUGAGUCCCUUUUGCCUUGUAGUCCUAUAUCCCUGCCCUUCCUGGGCUUUGGUAUAAACCAGGUGUGGAUUUGGGCCCUGUGGUCUGCUGUGGCAGCUGCCUGGCCCCGGGUGGCUGAGGACUGCGUCCAGGCAGGGGGCUGGGUGGGGCUGACCAACCGUGACCAAAACCUGCCCCACACGGCCUCCUCUUUUUCCUGUCCUCUGCCAUAUCUUCCUCCUCCCCAAAGGUCACAGCCUUCAUUCUGGGCCCAUCAGUGUAGAAGGGAAGCAGGAAGCCCCAGCGAGGGCAAGGGGCUAGCCUCGGGGCCCGCAGCACGCCCCUGACCACUAUCUCAGGGCUUUCUGGGCACGCAUGCCAGCCUGGGCCGCCUGCCCAUGCCCUGAGGCCACCUGGCUGGGGUGAGGGGCGGCUCCUUGUGGCUUUUAUGCCGUUCGUUUGCUGAUGUUAAGUUUUGCAUCCUAAUUUCUAUAUCGUCCCUGAGUGUUAGAGCUAUAUAAUUUAUUCAUCUUUCUCCAUGUCUGUGCCAAGAAGCCCAGGCUGUGGGCCUGCCUUCUUGCCUAGGAGGCCUUACCAGCCCGCGUGCUUGUGGGAACACCUUGUACCUGAGCUUACAGGUACCAAUAAAGAGGCUCUAUUUUUAAAA
Felis catus (domestic cat) is the source of this 4610-nucleotide messenger RNA. RefSeq names its product cysteine and serine rich nuclear protein 1 (gene CSRNP1). The transcript has 5 exons. Gene Ontology annotation, molecular function: sequence-specific DNA binding; DNA-binding transcription factor activity, RNA polymerase II-specific. Gene Ontology annotation, cellular component: nucleus. Gene Ontology annotation, biological process: regulation of transcription by RNA polymerase II. The record is from RefSeq and is a predicted model, not a curated record. Lineage: Eukaryota; Metazoa; Chordata; Mammalia; Carnivora; Felidae. The coding region runs from base 1648 to 3414 and encodes 588 amino acids.